AUGAUCAAGCCAGGAGAUACGGAAGAAAGCAGUGCGUCCUCCUCUGCCAUUCUUGUGGAAAGCAGCAGCAGCAGCAGCAGCAUGGAAGAAUUAUCAUCAUCAUCAUCAGCUAGUCCAAUAUCUUCUUCUUUGGACCAGCAGUCUCCCAACAACAAUAACAACAACAACAAUAAUAAUAAUACAUCAGCGAUGGACAACAAUGCAAGUGCAUUGCCAGCUCAAACGGAAGGGAGGCAAGCACCAAAGGAGGAGUCUCUCCUGGAACGACUGAGAGCCAAGAACCGAGAAUGGCACAAGAAGGGAUUGUGCAUGUUUCUUCUCAUUGUGGUGGUGGUGCUCUUGAUUUUGGACUCGACCAAGUUUUGCAUCAUCCCAAUGCUGCUCAGUGAUUUUUUGGAAUGGGUCGAGCAGAAUCCCAUUCCAGGAAUCUUUGCAUUUAUGAUUGUCUUUUUGGUAGCGACCGUGUUAUUGAUACCUGGAGCCAUUUUGACGUUAGGUGCUGGCUAUGUCUUUGCGAAUGCCUUUGGUAUUUCCAAAGGUGUCUUGUUGGGUUCCAUCUCUUCCUUUCUUGGAGCCGUAGCAGGCUCUUUGGUUUCCUUCCUCUUGGGACGAUACUUUUUGAGCGGAUGGGUCAGCCGGAUGUCGACCAAAUACGACACCUUUCAAGCGUUGACCACAGCCAUGGAAGAAAAGGGCCUCCGGAUCAUGAUACUCUUACGCUUAUCACCGGCCUUGCCGUACAAUAUUUUGAACUACCUGUCGGCAGUUACGGGCAUUAGCAUCAUGGAAUAUACCGUGUCCCUUCUAGCCUUGUUGCCAGGAACGGUCCUCUAUGUCUUUUUGGGUGCUUCGGCUGGAAGCUUGGCCAGUACAAACGAAAGCGGCAAUGGCUCUACGACUACGACAAUUGUGAUUGUGACUAGCAUUGUCUUUGGAAUCGCUGCGAUUGGACUGACAUCCUACUACGCAAAGCGAGAGCUCAACAAGAUUACCGAACGCAAACGGAGGAUCCAAGCCUUGUCGGUUACUGAGGUCUUGUCGCCCGAAGAUUUGAACUCAUCAUCCAGUGGCUUUGAGACUGCUCCAGCCAUGGAAGAAGGGGAAGGUGAACAUGAAGAGGGAGAAGAAGAAAGUCUGGAGACUAUAUAG
This is a messenger RNA of Cylindrotheca closterium, 1149 nucleotides long. NCBI's taxonomy places the organism in Eukaryota, Bacillariophyta, Bacillariophyceae, Bacillariales, Bacillariaceae. The record is from the annotation of a GenBank genome assembly.